AUGCCGGCGAUCGUCACAGUAGGCCUCCGAAGUAGUCGCAAAGAGGACGUGAAACGCAUCUCUACAAGGUCACAGUUUUCUAACUAUGGCACCUCGUCGGCACUUGGCGCAAGUUCAGGGCCUCGUCGGGGACGAGGUUACCGGGGGUGUAACCAGGUGUUGUGUGCCUACGGGGGAGUGUCUGCGCGCCCAACAAAAUAUGAACAACAAUGACCACAUGCUCAUUUCGUUGGACGAUCUUCGUGAUACGGUGCGUGUUACUUGCAAUAACGAAUUAUGCACCUCGGGAAGGUACAUGCACCGGGAGUGUUUCGAUCAAUGGGAACAAUCCGUAUUGAACUAUCUAAAAACAUGCGGUAGAGCCCGGUCUUGGUCAGAACGUCAAAGACAUCAAAAUCUAUGGACCAAGAAGGGUUACGAUUUAGCUUAUAAAGCUUGUGGGUGUAAGUGCGGUCGUGGACAUUUGAAAAAAGACUUGGAUUGGAUGCCUCCGCCUCCCACUAGCAACAUAUUCGGGAGAAUCGAAGAAGUCGAUACCGGCAAAAAGAAAAAACGAAAGAACAAAAAUUGCCGACCGACUCUUGCCAUUUCUUCUUCAAACCACCCCAUCGGCGCCGAGCUUAGAACGAGAACCGGUAGCUUAUCGUGCUCUAGCACCGGCUCUUCCAGCCCUCCGACAUCGGGGAGCGAACCCAGCGUCUCACCCAUACAUGCCCAUUCUAAAAAGAAAACUAAGGUUGAAGUACAAGAAAGAAUUCGUAUUGGUGGUGGAGCUAAUGGUAUCUUCACACGAAGAUUGGACUUCAGUUCAUUCAAUGCUCUUCCGAAGAACAAGUUGAACUCUUAUCAAAUUAAGACCGAAGACGAAGGUAAUCAUGGCAACGACGAUACCCGCUGCUUCAUCUUGUCCACGCUAGCAUCUCAAGGUCGUUCAAAGGUUCAUUGCGUUUUGUGCGAAGAACAGCUUCUGGUUUUCGAUAGAUAUCCAUUAGUGGACGGAACUUUCUUUUUAAGUCCGCGUCAACACGCCAAAAGUUGCAUCGAGGUGAAAGUAGAGGGACGUACCCAAUUUCUCACCGUAGUCUGUAUGGGUUGUUUGGAAGGCGUAAAUGGUCGCGCCAUCAUAUGCAGAUUCUGUAAUCAGAAAUGGGACGGAUCAUCGCUGGUACUCGGAACCAUGUAUUCUUACGAUAUAUUCGCCGCCAUGCCGUGUUGCACCGAGAGAAUAAAGUGCAAUUCCUGUUAUAAACCGGUACUUCAUCCGACGCAACGACUGAAUUUCUUCAGCGAUUACAGUCACAUGGUACCAUGUCCGCACUGUCGUACUUUAGACACUCAUUUCGUGAAACCUCUCGGUUUCUGUUACGCCCGUCAACUAUCGCGGUCGUUACAGAUGAUGUGGCCAUAGCACGUGGCCCCCCGAGUCGUUACCAAGGACCCACCGACGCCACCAACACCUCCAGAUCCUAAUCCCAUGGAUUUAGAUCUCGGAUUGUUGUGGCGCGAAUUGGCCGGAUUACGACUCGACGAGUUUUGCCGAUUGCAGCUCACCAGAGCUCGGUAGACCUCCACCGUUUAGUUUCCUUUGUUAUGUUGUUGCAUUUUUUACAGUUUGAGUUUAGGUUCAAGGUGUUGUAGUAUAAUUUUUUUCGAUUUUUUGUGAUUAAUUAUGUGUCUAAUUUAUAUAUAGAUGCCGAUUAUCGGUAUUAAUCAGUUCUUAAUAAUCAAAACUGAUCAAAAAUCCCCAUUAAGUUGAUGUUUUUUCAUAUUGAAUUACAAUUAACUUCAAUUUUUUCUUUGUAAUUUGAUAUAAAGACCUAUUUUUAAAAAUUUGUAUUUAAAACUAUCAAUGUUGAACGUGUUUCUUCCUUGAUAUAAUUUAAAAAAAAUAGUCACAUGGGUUUAGAUCAGUAAAUUUCCGUAGCAUCUUUCUUACCAUAAAUACCCAUUGUGUCCCAAAAUAUCAUAGUUAACCUUUGUACGUUUCCAUUAAAUAAUUCUUCUUUUUCUAACCUGAUCCACAGGUAAUAUUCUAACCCAAGUGUUAAUAAUGUUUUUUAUCUUUUAAAAAUUUACACAUUCACUGUUCCACGUAUUUAAUUUAUUACUAUAACAUGGUAAUAAUACGUGUGCCCCGUAUGGCUGCUACCUGAACACUGAAGUGCGGGAGAUUGUACAUGAUCUCGGAUCCCUCACGAGACAUGCCGAAACCUUACGACUCGGAAAAGCUGACACGGAAGCGAGAACGGCCGAAACAACCCGAGACAUAUCGAAGCGAGGCUACACUGUACAGUCUCGCGUUCGGUAUUUGUCGCAAAGAGUGUUUAGUAGAAAAAUCUGGUGUUUAAUAACAUAUAUUUUAAAAUCUGUUGGGUUUAGAAUCAUAAAAUACAUGACGUGUUCAGGUACUUCCGGUUUUAUUAAUUAUUAAAUUAGUCGUACUAUUGAGAUAACCUAACUUUAAAUAAAGUAAACCUAACCUAACAAAUAAAUGGAAACGUUUCACAAGAUGUUUAACGACAUAGAUCCGAGCUAAGUAAAUAAUAAUUAUAGUUAGUUAUAGAGCAUCUGCUCUAUUCUCAUAUUAAAGUAAUUUAAAGUCAAGAAAAUCUAAUAUUUUUGGUGUGAUGAUCACUUCAAUGAUAGUUUGACAAAAAUACAAAUUUAUAAAAAUGAGUCGACCAUUGAUUAUGACAGUUUAGAAUUGUUAAAUAAAAUUUUAAUUUCGCCGUUUAAAAAAUUUUAAUUCAAAAGAAUAUAUAUUAUUUUGCAGGAAAUCACGUUUUAAUUUAAAAUUUUAGCAUCCUGGACUUGACCUUGAACGUUUUUUUAUCGCAUUUAUUUUUAGGGUGAAAGGUGCUCGGUACCUAACCCUUAGAUAUCUGUACUAUAUAGAAACGUUUUGUUAUUAGUUUAAUGUAUAUGUUUGUUAGUUUCUAGUGAAUUUCUAUUUCAAACUUUAGUCUUUUAAAAAAAGAAAUUGAAGAUUGUGAUGAUAAACGUUAUAAUUUUUAAGUUUAAUUCAAAUGAUCGACACAGAAUUUUGUCUACGCGACGAAGAAAUUAAGAAAAAAAAGCAAUCGAUAAAAGGUAAUUGAACCUUUCGUCUUUGUAGAUGUCUAAUGUUAGAAUUUGCACUUUUUGUGUUGUUUUUUUUACGAAACCUACUUUAUAAUAAUUAAUGUAAGUAAACAAGUAUAACAUAAAAAUUGCUGUGUCCCAAUAAUUAGUGAUAGGUGUGAUUGGCGCCCGCGAGAGGGCGUGAGCGAUAGGAGUAUGAAAGUUUCCUGUUAAUCGUUGUCAUUGUAAUGAAUCCGAAGGCAUGAGAACACGUGAUCUAGAUCACAUGUCUCACCGUUUAAGGGACGGUCGGUCUCCUUGCAGAGAAUAGCAUACUGCCACAAUCAUCCCGCAGCAACGGCGUAGCUAACAGAGUCGAAUACAUCGUGACUACGUCGUUGUAUACGUAGCCUUUCAAGAAACGGACGUACAAAGCACUACUCAGCCGCUCAGUUAUCCGCUAUUACCUCAAAAGUUGAAAAUAUAUAUCAAGUUGCUGGAAUUACUAGUAUCUUGAUGUUACUGAAGGUAGCGCUGGAGCAUUCAGUUUUUUUUUUAGAAACAGCGUUAUCCGCAGAAAAUAAUUAUUCCAAACUUAAUUAAUAUAUAAUAAUUUUGUUUUUUAUUUUGGAAAUUUUAAUGUAUAUGUUACGGGUGGAGUUAGAUUAAUUGUUUACAAUAAUAAAUUGUGCAAUAACUACGACACAUACUAUGGUAUUUGGACACCAUAAAGCGACAAUCGAUAUGUUCAUAAUUUUAACAAUAGAUGACGCUAUUAAGGUCCAUAGUCUUGUAAUUUCUCUCCACUUCUUUCGUUCUAUUGUUUUUUCUUUCUAUAAGGUCUUCUUCCACCGUUUUUUGGUCUAACUCUUCUCCUCUUGUCCUCUGGUAUCUUCCAUGCAACCCCUUUAAAGUUUUCGUCCAUUCGUUCUAAGUGACUUAACCAAUUUCUUGGUUUGAUCUUUCCUCCCAUCCCAAUUCUGUCUGCUUUCCUCCAAAAAUUCUUCUUAAUAUUUUUGUUUCCCAGAUAUCCGUUUUCUGUUUAGUUUUAUUCGUCAUUAUCCAAGUUUCACAGGCGUAUGUCAAAGAGAAAUUCUUUAUUAUCAAAAAAUUCUUACAAUUUGUAGACAAAAACAAGGAAAUACAUACUUCGAAACCGUGGUUUUCGGGCAGUUCCCUUAGCACAUAUCAAAAGUAUGACAAAGUUUCUUUCUGCAACCCUGCUGCGGCGUUCUGACUCUUUGGUGGACCAAAUAUAUCGCACCUUUUGGAUCCUCUCUCUAAUCGAGUGCCUGUUUCUUUGGUCUUCAUCAUUUUCAUUGCUUCGUAGCAAUCAGAUCAUUAUCAUCAUUUUGAAUAACGAAAUCAACAAGAAGCUUCCUAAACUGUCAUCAUCAUUUUGUUAUGAUGUAAAUUGUACUUAACAAGUAAGAUAAUAGCAGAUUAAUGGAGGCAAUAGUGCAGAGACAUAAAAUGGGUACCAACUGAUUUUAGAUAGAAACGAAAUAUCUCUAAAAUCUGUUUUUAUUAAAGAAAGUCUUUGGGGAAGAUUGUUGGGUCUGUUGAACAUUUUCCUCCAUUGUUAGACAGGACGUAGUGACCA
Messenger RNA from Diorhabda sublineata, 4663 nucleotides. RefSeq names its product headcase protein (gene heca). Lineage: Eukaryota; Metazoa; Arthropoda; Insecta; Coleoptera; Chrysomelidae. The record is from RefSeq and is a predicted model, not a curated record. The transcript is spliced from 5 exons. The coding region runs from base 86 to 1408 and encodes 440 amino acids.